Molecule: messenger RNA, 5121 nt
Organism: Gopherus evgoodei (Goodes thornscrub tortoise)
Lineage: Eukaryota; Metazoa; Chordata; Testudines; Testudinidae
Gene: UBE3C
Product: ubiquitin protein ligase E3C
Exons: 23
Coding region: 357-3602 (1081 amino acids)
Biological process (GO): ubiquitin-dependent protein catabolic process; protein polyubiquitination
Molecular function (GO): ubiquitin protein ligase activity; protein binding
Source: RefSeq, a predicted model, not a curated record
GGGAGCGCGCAGAGGGAGCUGGUCGGCGGCCAUUUUCUCUCCGGAGCCGGCUGAUCCCUAGUGCAAGGGAAGCAGCCGAGCCAGCUCCCCUCCGCUGCACGGAGCAGCAGCUGGUGGUCAGAGAGGGAGGGGGCUUGGGGGGGCGUGCGGGAGGAGGAGCAGCCCCUCCUGCGUGGGGGCAGCCCGGCGGCAGCAGCAGUGGGAGGGAGGCAGCGAAGGUGGCACGGGGGUGACUGGGUUUGUGCCUCCCCUGGACGGGCAGCGGCUGCCCCUUCCCAAGCCCCGGUCAUUGCCCCUGUGCAGCGUCAGCCUGGGAGGCAGCAAGGGCGCCGCUCUAGAUGGGAUAAGCUGUAAACAUGUUCAGCUUUGAAGGGGAUUUCAAAACCAGGCCCAAGGUGUCUCUUGGAGGAGCAAGUCGGAAGGAAGAAAAGGCUUCUCUUCUGCAUCGUACCCAGGAAGAAAGGCGUAAACGAGAGGAAGAAAGACGAAGGCUGAAAAAUGCAAUAAUCAUCCAGUCCUUCGUACGGGGGUACAAGGCCAGAAAGUAUCAAUAUUCCAUCCAAAGAAGUGAAUUUGAUCGCUGUGCUAAUCUGGCACAAUCUGGAGGAACUGUCUCCAUUACCAGUGGAGCUAAUCUGACCCUUUUAGUACGUCAACUUCUGUUUUUUUAUAGACAGAAAGAGGAUUCUAAGCGUUUGAUAUGGAUGUGUCAGAACUUAAUUAAACAAAGUUCUCAGUUCGUUAAGCAGCUGGAUGGUCCUGACAGACUUACUUGCUUAUUCCAAAUAAAAAGACUAUUGGGCCUAUGUUGCAGGUUACUGCAAAACUGCAACGAUGACAGUCUGAAUGUUGCACUUCCUAUGAGAAUGCUUGAGGUAUUUUCAUCUGAGAAUACGUAUUUACCUGUUUUACAAGAUGCCAACUAUGUGGCAUCAGUAUUUGAACAAAUUUUGCACUACAUGGUUCAAAAAGGAUACUACAGGUCUCUUUAUUUGUUAAUUAAUAACAAGCUUCCAUCGAGUAUUGAAUAUUCUGAUGUCUCUCGAGUUCCUAUUGCAAAAAUACUGCUAGAGAAUGUUCUGAAACCAUUGCACUUUACAUAUAGCUCCUGUCCAGAGGGUGCAAGGCAACAGAUUUUUGCUGCCUUCACAGAGGAGUUUCUGGCAGCACCUUUUACAGAUCAGAUAUUCCAUUUCAUCAUUCCAGCACUUGCAGAUGUGCAAACACUUUUUCCUUAUGAACUCUUCCUGAAUGCAUUAUCAACAGAAAGCAGGCGUUCAAGAAAAAGUGAUAGAGCUCCAUGGCUCUUUUACUUUGUUUUGACAGUUGGUGAAACAUAUUUAGGAUCCCUUUCAGAGGAAGGGCUACUUGUGUACUUAAGGGUACUCCAAACAUUUCUUUCUCAGUUACCUGUGUCUGCUACUGGUGCAAAUUGUCAAGAUGCAACCAGUGAUUCUGAAGAUGAGGAGGAAGAAAUCAGUAAGAUGAUGACCAUACCUGGUGAUGGGAGAAUAUCAGUGCAGUAUAUAACUGAGGAGUGUCUAAAGAAACUGGAUACAAAACAACAGACAAACACUCUACUGAAUAUGGUCUGGAGAGAUUCAGCUAGUGAAGAAGUCUUCACGCUGAUGGCAUCAAUCUGCCACACACUAAUGGUGCAACACCGAAUGAUGGUGCCAAAAGUCAGGCUUCUUUACAGUUUAGCAUUUAAUGCCAGGUUCCUGAGGCAUCUUUGGUAUCUAAUCUCUUCAAUGACUACACGAAUGAUUACAGGGUCUAUGGUCCCACUGCUUCAGGUAAUAUCAAGGGGAUCGCCAAUGUCUUUAGAAGAUUCCAGUCGGAUCAUUCCACUCUUCUACCUUUUCAGUUCUUUAUUUAGUCAUUCACUUAUUUCUAUACAUGAUAAUGAAUUCUUUGGUGACCCUAUAGAAGGUCAAAGACAAUCAUCAAUGAUGCCUUUUACACUAGAAGAGCUGGUAAUAUUAUCACACUGCCUUCGAGAUGCAUGUUUAGGAAUCAUCAAGUUGGCUUACCCAGAAACAAAGCCAGAAGUUCGUGAGGAAUAUAUUGCAGCAUUUAGAAGUGUUGGAGUUACAACAAAUACAGAAAUGCAGCAAUGUAUACAAACAGAACAAAAACGAUGGAUUCAACUGUUUAAGGUCAUCACUAAUUUAGUGAAAAUGUUGAAAUCUAGAGACACAAGAAGGAAUUUUUGUCCACCAAAUCACUGGCUGUCAGAACAAGAAAACAUUAAAGCAGAUAAGGUUACACAGCUUUAUGUGCCAUCAGCCAGACAUGUUUGGAGAGUCAGAAGAAUGGGAAGAAUAGGACCACUGCAGUCUACUUUGGAUGUGGGUUUGGAGCCAGCACCUCUUUCUGUGUCCGAGGAACGACAACUUGCAAUUCUGACGGAGCUACCUUUUGUAGUUCCUUUUGAGGAAAGAGUAAAGAUCUUUCAAAGACUGAUUUAUGCAGAUAAACAGGAAGUUCAAGGAGAUGGUCCAUUUCUGGAUGGAAUUAAUGUCACUAUCCGAAGAAAUUAUAUUUAUGAAGAUGCUUAUGACAAACUUUCCCCUGAAAAUGAACCUGAUCUGAAAAAGCGAAUUCGUGUUCAUUUACUUAACGCACAUGGCCUGGAUGAAGCUGGUAUUGAUGGUGGCGGAAUUUUUAGAGAAUUUCUGAAUGAACUGCUUAAAUCAGGAUUUAACCCUAACCAGGGAUUUUUUAAGACCACUAACGAAGGACUUCUUUACCCUAACCCUGCUGCACAGAUGCUCGUUGGAGAUUCUUAUGCCAGACACUAUUACUUCCUUGGAAGGAUGCUUGGAAAGGCACUGUAUGAAAAUAUGCUGGUAGAGCUGCCAUUUGCUAGUUUUUUCCUCUCAAAGUUGCUGGGGACAAGUGCUGAUGUGGACAUUCAUCAUCUUGCUUCAUUAGAUCCAGAAAUGUACAAAAAUUUGCUUUUUCUCAAGAGCUACGAAGGGGAUGUAGAAGAACUUGGGCUAAACUUUACUGUGGUGAAUAAUGACCUUGGGGAGGCACAGGUAGUUGAACUGAAGCCAGGUGGAAAGGAUAUUCCUGUCACCAGCGCAAACAGAAUAGCCUACAUCCAUCUUGUAGCAGACUACAGACUAAACAAACAGAUUAGACAACAUUGCCUUGCAUUCCGACAGGGUCUUGCCAAUGUUGUUAAUCUCGAAUGUCUUAGGAUGUUUGAUCAGCAAGAAAUACAGGUUUUGAUUUCUGGUGCCCAGGUUCCCAUUAGUCUGGAUGACCUUAAAUCCUUCACAAACUAUUCAGGUGGAUACACUGCAGACCAUCCUGUAAUAAAAAUAUUUUGGAGAGUUGUGGAAAGCUUCACUGAUGAAGAGAAACGCAAACUACUCAAGUUCGUAACAAGCUGUUCUCGACCUCCUCUGUUGGGUUUUAAGGAGUUAUAUCCUGCAUUUUGCAUUCACAAUGGAGGCUCUGACCUAGACAGGCUGCCCACUGCCAGUACCUGCAUGAACUUGCUGAAACUUCCUGAGUUUUAUGAUGAAAACCUUAUGCGGAGCAAACUUCUUUACGCCAUUGAAUGUGCUGCUGGAUUUGAGCUGAGCUGAGUUGAACUGAGGUUUAAACAGAAGCUCUGCAGAGGAACUAACCAGUGCCUACUCCAUAAGCAGCACUCGUACCCAGGCAGAUGAAGGGAACUCAGUCUAGGUUUCUGCAGCUCUCAUUUCUUAUCGGAUACCCUCAAAUAGGUUUCAUUUUUAAAUACACAAUUCGUUAGUUAAGUGUCGUUAAACUUACAUUGGCACUGCUUUAUUAUGACUCAAUAAUGAACGCUGUGUGCAGUGUGGUUGGGGUUUGUGUUUAUGCCAAGCAAGAGCACAUUUAACGAACAGUGACAUCUCAUCGAAAUUAACCAAAGAUGAAGCUUUGGCUUUGUGCUGUUCAAAUAUAAAUAAUUCUACAAGCUGGCAAUAAAGUUGUGUGUAGUGCAGCACGUUGGGGUAAGAGAGGUCUCAACAUCCUGUUAUAAAUCUUUAGACGGAAGUAGAUGUUUGCAGAUAUCCCAGAACUGAGAGUUUGAAAACACUUGUUACUGAUAACCCCACAUCUUUUCUCAUGUGGUAGAAUUGUUUACAAAACUUAGUUGUUGCAAUUAAAACAGAAUGGAUUUGUUUUAAACUACCAUCUCUUGAGAUAGCAGGCACUGAGAUAUAACAUUGAUAUUUUAUUUGUGCUUUCUGAAAUAUCUUCAAGAAAUUGGAUUUGCAUGAUUAUUUUUAAGUUCUACCUUUGGCCGUGUCAUGAUCAGCUGGACAUUGUCGUAAACAGAUGAGACUAUCCAUGCUUUUCUCUGUUCUGUUUCUGUCUCUCCUUUGUGCCUGUAAAGAUUCUUUUUUAAUGUAUCAAACUCCUAUGGCAUACACAGUACAUACAGUAGUCAUGACUUUGGAAAAAAUAUACUUGUAACAACUAUUAAAAGUAUUUCAACCAAAGCAUCAGGCUUUAUCUUUUAUAUCUGAAGCCUGCAGUGUUCACAUUCCUUCUCUCUAUCAUUUCUCUUCAUCUUAAAUACCAUGUACGUGCUGUAGAAACUUGUCUUAAUUCAUUAUUUUUGUGACUAAGCAGCUUUUGCAUCCAUCUGGCUCUUAGCAGUUCUGCUCAGACAAGUAGGUGGGAACAUGUUGCUUAACAUAAUUUGAUGGCCAAGGGAAAAAUUGGAUUCAUAUGAAAGGAAUCAGUUAUCUAAUAAUAGAUACAUCACUGAGUCAAGAUUUGUGUUCACAUUUAAUUUGCAUUCAAUUAAAAAAAAUAAUUAUAAGUCAAACUAUAAGAUGCGUAAAUGUGCAUCCUUUCUGGUUUUUAAUAAUAACUAACAAAAAAACAGAAUUUACAGACAUUAUGCUAAAACUAUUUUGCUGUCACUGGAAGCUCUGUUGGGUUUCGUAUUUAAUAAGCAGUAACCAGCAAUAUACUUUUAAAUGUGGAGAAACUGAGUGGUUUUAAGGUGUUUACUAGUAUCAGUAUAAAAUGUAUAAUUUGCUAAUUUGGGUAAUAAAUGAAGUGUUAAAAUACUAUUUGUAGUCUUGAUGUACAGAAAUAAAAUAAUUGUUUUCUUUUUGGUUUUGA